Molecule: messenger RNA, 1317 nt
Organism: Xenopus tropicalis (tropical clawed frog)
Lineage: Eukaryota; Metazoa; Chordata; Amphibia; Anura; Pipidae
Gene: rdh20
Product: retinol dehydrogenase 20
Exons: 5
Coding region: 42-992 (316 amino acids)
Biological process (GO): retinol metabolic process
Cellular component (GO): membrane
Molecular function (GO): all-trans-retinol dehydrogenase (NADP+) activity
Source: RefSeq, a predicted model, not a curated record
UAUAAAGCCUGGCACCUUGUUUGGCACCAACAGGCUCCUGUAUGAGCAGUGGGUUGGGUACAAACACAAUGAACGUAGUGAUAGACGCAGCACACUUGCUGUGGGAUGUCUGCCGCCAUAUUCUGCUGUCUGGGGUAAAAUGGGUGGUGAAGCCAGAAGAGAAGUCCAUUAUGGAUGAUAUCUGCUUGAUAACAGGUUCCGGGGGUGGCAUUGGAAAACACUUUGCUUUAGAAUUCGCCAAGAAAGGUGCCAUCUUGGUACUUUGGGACUCAGACCCAGAAUGCAAUGAGGAGACUGCCAAAGAAGUCAGAAGACUGGGGGCCAGAGCCUUCACUUAUACUUGUGACACCGGUGACCGGCAACAGGUUUACCAAGUGGCAGAGAGGGUUAGACGGGAGGUGGGCGAUGUGACCAUCUUAUUGAACCAUCCCAGCACUGGCACAGGGAAAUCUCUCUUGCACUGCCAGGAUGAAGAGCUGGAGAAUGCGCUCAGAACCAACUGCCUUGCCAACUUUUGGACAGUCAAGGCUUUUCUCCCCAGAAUGAAUCAAAUGAACCACGGGCAUGUAAUUAAUGUUGCCAGCUAUCUGGGGCUGUUUGCUACGGCCAACAUGGAGGAUUACUGCACUGCUCACUUUGCUACAGUCGGGUUCCAUGAGGCUCUAAGUCAUGAACUGAAGGCCAGAAGAAUCAGUGGAGUCAAGACCACCCUACUGUGUCCCUAUCUGGCAGACAUAGAAAUGUAUAGCAGCUUCAAAAUAAGGAAGGACCUUGCCACGUUGUUUACACCACUGACAUCAGAGUAUUUUGCAAGAAGAGCAAUUAAUGGCAUUCUCACCGACCAGCCCAUGAUAUGUAUGCCCAAGCUGCUGUACCUCGCUGCAUUUCUUAAGCAGGUCCUUCCCUGGGAAGUGCAGGAGCUGUGUCACAGUCUCAUCAGGAACAGAGAGAAGCCAGCAGGCACGCAGAGCCAUUACUCCAAUCAGGGAUAAUGAGAGGGGCAAUCGAGUUCAGCAAAGGAACCUUCCAUUCUCUGCAUCUCUUCAACAGCCCAUCAGUAGGCCCUCUGCUACCAAUAUGGGACUCCGCUUGGACUUGAAGUAACUAAUGUGACAUUUACACUCUAAUGAAGAGAAGCUGGCACUCAUUGGUAGGUAGGCGGAUCUGUUGGAAAGCUCCUCUGGUGCCCAAUUAGAUUGAAGUGGGAAGUAGGGUGUAAAUUUACUACUGUUACUAUACAUUGCAUUGCUCUGCCCAAUGCCCACUGAGUACUACUGCUUUCCUCCUAGCACACACACAAUAAAUGGCUUAUUAGAA